Pogona vitticeps (central bearded dragon) is the source of this 1162-nucleotide messenger RNA. RefSeq lists its product as uncharacterized. The record is from RefSeq and is a predicted model, not a curated record. Lineage: Eukaryota; Metazoa; Chordata; Lepidosauria; Squamata; Agamidae.
GGAAGGAGGGACCGACCGGCCGGGGCGGCGCCGGCGCCUCAGGAGGCCUCCGGGCCCGACAGGCCUCAGGCGGCGGAGGGGGAGGGGCCUCUCGCGGAAGGGGGUGGGAUGAUGGAGGAGUGAUGGGCGGCUGAGGGAAACCGCCGUUUCUCUUCCCCCCCCUUUCUUUCUCCUCAGGAAAAAGAGAAAGCGCUGGUUUUCUGAGGUGAUUUCUUGCCCCCUCAGGCAGCUCGAGAGGAUGGUGCCAGAAGGAGGCCUUUACAGCUCCUCCGAUCCUGCUUACUGGACGGCUGCUUUGGAGGUUUACCAGGACGCAGUGAAGGCCAAAGGACGCAAGCAGCCGAAACUUCUUCUCUUGGAUAAAUGGUACCAAGAGGAGCUGCCUGGGGCUGUUACUCAACGGAAGGAAAAAUACUUGACGAAGGAGGAGCUGGUGAAGCUGAUGGAAUGGAAGCUUUGUAGAGGCACAUUUCGUCCUCGGCUGCAGCAACUGGUGGCCACAAAUGCCAGUGAGACGGUGGAGGACUGCACCAGAAAGGCUUUUGAGCUUCUUCCCGACAUCGCAGCGGCUGUGAAGGAGCUGAGCAAGCUCAAGGCGGUGGGACCUGCUACAGCUUCAGCCAUCUUGGCUGCAGGAGCCCCAAAGACAGCGGCAUUUAUGGCCGAUGAAGCGGUGGAGUCCAUUCCAGGCCUGGCCCCCGUUCGGUACACCCUGAAGCACUACUUAUGCUAUCUAGAUCGAAUCCAGAGCUGUGUGGAAAGGCUGAACAGAGCUGACGAGAGGAAAACAUGGACACCUCACCUGGUCGAAAGGUGCCUCUGGGCUUCGGCUGUUGCUGAUAAACUGCAGGUGGCCUCCCUCCAGGUCUUAGAUGGGGAGAAGGAGGAAGCAGGCCAUGGCCCCGAAGAAGCGGAUCGGGCCAGAAAGAAACCGAGGAGGGAAUGAAGGCUUCCAGACCCCUACGGGGUUUGUACCAAUCCCCAUCUUUCCGUGUGCAGAAAAGCUGAAGCUGGCAUAUGCGUAGAAGUCAUAGCAAGGGAGACUUUCUGUCUCAGGCCUAUCAAGAGCCCCACACUUGUGGGUCAAACGAUGCAGCAGUCCCAGCAGGAGAGCCCGUCAAGGUGGUUCUGCCUUCUUGAUGCUGGGACCUACAGGAGAAAG